AUGCGCAAGUUGGACCUCAAUGGGGAUGGCAUAAUUACGCUAGGAGAGUACAAAGUUGCACUGAACAUAUCAAGUCAGCCUAUGGAUGCAUGGAAGGAGAUGUUUGAAGACCUUGACAAAGACGGAAGUGGAACAUUAACUGCCGACGAAUUGAAGGAGUUUCUUCGUCAAACGGGUUCCGAGGACUUGCAAGAGACCGUAGAUAACUGGAUGGAAGACUAUGACACAAAUAAGGAUGGCAAACUAAGUUAUCAGGAAUUUUUGGGAUUCGUCGCAUCUCUUGAAUGCUGA
This is a messenger RNA of Dibothriocephalus latus, 291 nucleotides long. The record is from the annotation of a GenBank genome assembly. NCBI's taxonomy places the organism in Eukaryota, Metazoa, Platyhelminthes, Cestoda, Diphyllobothriidea, Diphyllobothriidae.